This is a messenger RNA of Osmia bicornis bicornis, 3247 nucleotides long. Its product is annotated as vacuole membrane protein 1-like. The record is from RefSeq and is a predicted model, not a curated record. The coding region runs from base 510 to 1985 and encodes 491 amino acids. NCBI's taxonomy places the organism in Eukaryota, Metazoa, Arthropoda, Insecta, Hymenoptera, Megachilidae. The transcript is spliced from 6 exons.
UAUAUACAUACUAUAUGUAUAUAGUAUAUAAAGCAUAUAAAGCAUAUCACAUAUUCGAUACGAUAAGGUUAUAAUCAUGUAUAGGGAAAUUUAUUCUAACUGAUUUUAACGGAAGGAAGCGAUAUAUAUUUUUACUAUCUAAAGAGACUAAUGAUUAGGCAUUUUUAUACACGUUGACUUGCGCGUACUCAUACUUGUUAGAUAGUAUAUAUAGGAAGUGCUGUGGGUCAGACACAUGAAUGUGAUACAUGUGAUACUGUCGAGUUGACAGUUUAAUUAAUUAAAUAAAAAACGUUAACUAUCUUUAGUGCACAUGCUAGCGAUCGAUCGUUUGAAAUAUUGUAAAGUAAUUUAUUUUUUGUUCAAACGCAUGUUUUAUAAUGAUUUGAAAAAACAUAAUUUUUUAUUGAUUCAACGUUUAGUCACGCUCAUAUUUUAAGGUUAAAAGUCAUAACAGUAUUAGUAAUAGUAAUUAGUUGCUGGUGCAGAUUGGCUAAUGCAGCUUGACAAUGGUGCGAAGAAAAGUAGAUCGAAAAACAAGCAAUGCUUCUAAUAUGGGUAUUACCAAUAAUGUAAAGAAUUUUGAUGGCAAUUUUAUUUACACGGAUAGCAGAAGCACAAUGAGUGCUACUACAGUGGUACCAGUUUCACAACUUAAACAUAAACAAUUUAAAGGCUUAUUAAAAGAACAUCUGCCCAUUUCAGGAAAAAGGACAAACAUGGUAUAUGAUAAUAGUGAACUAGGAAAUAUCAUGUUGGAAAAUACCACUGCCAUUCGACGUGUAAAGGAUUCAGCUCCUAUUAAUGGUGCUCAACAAAAUAUUGAACAGAAAAAGUUAUCUGCACCAUUUUCAGAAGAGCCAAAUAAUUUAAAUAAUGAAUCUCAUAUAGAUUCAGAAAGUUUAACAUUAUGGCAGCAUCCAAUUACUACACUAAACUACUUUUUCCGAGAACUUUUUAGUAAUGUAUUCAGCUUAGGAAGAAAAGCAUUACAUCACAGAAGAAUAGUAUGGAGUAUAAUAUCAAUAACUGUAUUGAUUCUGAUAUUAAACAGAAUUUCUGGUCCACAUCAACAGGUUUUAAGAGCAUGGGAGACAAAAAUAAUUUGGUGGCUGUAUUGGAUAGGUUUAGGUGUUCUUUCUAGUGUAGGUCUUGGUACAGGCUUACACACUUUUGUACUUUAUCUAGGACCACAUAUAGCAGCUGUUACUAUGGCUGCAUAUGAAUGUGGUGCUCUUAACUUUCCUGAACCACCAUAUCCUGAUCAAAUAAUAUGUCCAACAACAAUUGAUCCAAUGUGGACUGCAGGAAUAUUAAAUAUUAUGAGAAAAGUACGUAUAGAAGCUAUGCUUUGGGGUGCUGGUACUGCACUUGGUGAAUUACCACCAUAUUUUAUGGCCAGAGCUGCUCGAACUAGCAGGCACAAUAAUAGAGAUGAAAAGUUUGAUCAGGAAGAUUUAAAAGAAUUAGAAGCUUUAGAGGCUUUAGAAAAUGGCGAAAAUGUAUCGCUACUAAUACGUAUAAAACUGACUAUGAAGCAUUUUGUACAGAAAGCAGGUUUUUGGGGAAUUCUUGCUUGUGCUUCAAUUCCUAAUCCAUUGUUUGAUCUUGCUGGUUUAACAUGUGGUCAUUAUUUAAUUCCUUUUUGGACAUUCUUCGGUGCUACACUCAUAGGAAAAGCUAUUAUAAAAAUGCAUAUUCAGCAACUUGCAGUGAUUAUAGCUUUUAAUGAAGAACUUCUAGAUAAAUUUAUCAAAUUAUUAGCAAUUGUACCAUACGUUGGUUCAAAGUUUCAGGAACCAUUGAAAAAAUAUCUUAUUGAACAGAAAAAGAAGUUACAUGAUAAAACAUCAAUGGAUGGAACAACAACAAUUUCAUGGUUGUUUGAUAAAUUUGUAAUGUUAAUGGUAUGUUACUUUUUGGUAACAAUUAUCCAUGCAUUAGCAAGAAAUUAUCACCGUAAACGAACCAAACGUACGGAUUAAAUAUCAGUAUAUACAGCAAAUGUAAUGUAAAUGUAAAAUUCAUUAUAAAACAACGUACAGAUGAAAAUUGCUAUUACAGCGCAAUAUAAUUAAGGUAUCUUGAAUAAUAAUGUGGUCGAUUUUUGAGGUGCACAAUACUACUUUUGCAAUAUGAAUAAAUCGUAAAUACUGAAGUAAGAAAAGAUUUAAUUUUUAUUUUAAAUUCUAAUUUUCUAGAAUGCUUCAGAAACAUUGGAAUUAUCUUCAUAUUUAUAGAUAUGUAUGUAUAUAAAUAUGUACAUACAUAUAUUAGGGAAGAUUUAUAUGCAUUGUGUAACAUAAUACGAGCAUUUUACUUUUUUGUAAUAUUAUUAAAGAUAUUACAAUUUAUAACUUCAGAAUUGUUUAUAGAAUUUGUAUUGUUAAUAGCAUCGAUAAUUUUGCUUAGAGUACAGUUUAAAAGACACAAAUUUGCGUGCUUUUUAUAAAAAAAAAUCAUACGGAUAAUUAUUUUAGGUAUCCGUGAUAGUUAUGAAAUACAUACUUGUCAGCACUUCAUGUGAAUGAAAUGAAAAAAAAAAAAAAGAAAUUUCUAUAACUUGGUAUAUGAAGAAAUAUACAUUAUUUUUAAGUAUUGAUUAAAGUUUGUUUUUGUUUCUUCGUAUCGUUUUCCUACUUUUUAUACUCAAGAGUAUAAAAAGUUGAUUGCUUUGUAACUAGUUUCUUCAAUAUAAAAUCAGGGAUGUAUAUAAUCAAUUGUACGGUAUUGUUAACUUUGAAACUUAUUUAGGGAACAAAAUUAAAAUGUUCGUUUGCAUAUAUGAGAACAUAUUAUGUAGCAUCCUGGGCCGGAUCCUUACUUUUGAAUCGUUUUUUGUACGAUUUAAAAUUUGUUUAUUAUUUAACAAUUAUAGUAUGUGUGAUUAAAUAAUUUAUUCUAUUAUUAAAAGACAGAUACAAAAAGUAUUAAAAUUUGAUAACCUUAAGAUAUUAACAUAAAGUAAUUUUUUAAUAUUUCAUAACACGUGGAUCCGCCCCUGGUAAUAUCUGAAUGAAAAGUAAAGUCAUUUUUCAUGAUUUCAUAUAAAUUAUUAAGUUUUAUGAUAGAUGAAUAUCAAAGUUGUUUAUAUGCAAUCAUCGUUUUUAACUGUACACCUUCAUUGUUCACAAAUAUUUCUAUCCUUCGUUGUAAAGCAUUUAUUGAAUGGACAUUGUUAGUUGUAAUUUACACAUUUUUGAAAAUAGGAAAUUAAAUAUGAAUUAAAAAUAUAUUCGUACAUUUA